Messenger RNA from Scheffersomyces stipitis CBS 6054, 921 nucleotides. RefSeq lists its product as uncharacterized. Bases 1 to 921 code for a protein of 306 amino acids. The transcript has a single exon. Gene Ontology annotation, biological process: mitochondrial respiratory chain complex I assembly; iron-sulfur cluster assembly. Gene Ontology annotation, molecular function: ATP-dependent FeS chaperone activity; 4 iron, 4 sulfur cluster binding; ATP binding. The record is from RefSeq and is a predicted model, not a curated record. Lineage: Eukaryota; Fungi; Ascomycota; Pichiomycetes; Serinales; Debaryomycetaceae. Gene Ontology annotation, cellular component: mitochondrion.
AUGUUUCAAAGUAGUCUAGCUGGCUUAAGGGUUGUAAUAAGUCGAAGGAGUAUGCAUGCUAGUCUUUUCAAAAGACAUGAGAAUCCACUUGGAUUACCAAAAUUCAAAAAAGACGGAGGUCCAGAAAUACCACGAAUGUCUAAAGGGCUUCCUAUGAAACAGAAGAUACCCAAUGUCAAACGCAUAGUACUAGUUUCGUCAGGAAAAGGUGGAGUAGGAAAAUCAACAGUAUCCGUGAAUGUAGCAUUAGCUCUUCGGUCUAUGGGAAAGCAAGUAGGACUUCUUGAUGCAGAUAUUUUCGGACCUUCAAUACCAAAGUUAAUGAAUCUCUCGGGAGAACCCCGCCUUUCUGAACAAGGCAAAUUGCUUCCAUUGAGCAAUUAUGGAAUCGAAACAAUGUCGAUGGGGUAUCUUAUACCAGCAGAGAGUGCUCUAGCUUGGAGAGGAUUAAUGGUUAUGAAGGCAUUGCAACAGCUCUUGUUUGAAGUUCAAUGGUCUAAUUUGGACUAUUUAGUGGUAGAUAUGCCUCCAGGUACCGGAGACACUCAACUCACCAUUAGUCAGCAACUCAAGGUAGAUGGGGCCGUAAUUGUUAGUACCCCACAGGAUAUUGCUCUUAUAGACGCCAUCAAAGGAAUCACAAUGUUCAACAAGGUCAAUAUCCCAAUACUUGGGUUAGUACAGAAUAUGAGCUACUUUGUCUGUUCCAAUUGUAACCACGAGAGCCAUAUAUUUGGAACAGAUGGUGCAAAACGAGAAGCUGAGAAACAGAAAUUGGAACUUCUAGGCUCAAUUCCAUUAAGUGAAGAUAUCUGCUCUCAGUCUGACUUGGGUAAGCCAGUUGUUAUAUCACAUCCAGAGCUGUCUAUAGUUCAGCCAUAUUUGGACAUCGCAAGGAAGAUUAUCACAAGACUCGCAUAA